Messenger RNA from Lodderomyces jiufengensis, 1191 nucleotides. RefSeq lists its product as uncharacterized. Gene Ontology annotation, biological process: biosynthetic process; mitochondrial respiratory chain complex I assembly. The transcript has a single exon. Gene Ontology annotation, cellular component: mitochondrion. Bases 1 to 1191 code for a protein of 396 amino acids. NCBI's taxonomy places the organism in Eukaryota, Fungi, Ascomycota, Pichiomycetes, Serinales, Debaryomycetaceae. The record is from RefSeq and is a predicted model, not a curated record.
AUGUAUAUUCCAAAUAGUAUGCUUCUAUCGAAAUGUUUAAAACCAAAUCAAUUCAAAUCAUUUUCAUAUAUAAAUUAUAGACAUUAUUCCACAAACUAUGAUCAAUUAAUACAGAAUUCAAUUGAAAACGUGAGCCAACUAUUAGAAAAAAAUGACAGAUCAUCAUAUAUUUUAGCUCAAUAUAUUCCAGAACCAGCUCGUAAUACAUUUUUAGCAAUUAGAGCAUUUAAUUUAGAAAUAAACAAGAUAAAUGAAGGUGGUCAAAAUAGUCAAUCAGUAGCUUCAAAAGCAUCAAAACAAAUGUCGCAAACUAUGGGUAUUUCUACAGCUGAUUUAAAAUUUAAAUUUUGGAGUGAUUUAAUACUACGUAUAUUUACUGAAGAUUCAUCAAAUUUAAAAGAAUUAGGUGAACCGAUUGCUAUAUUGUUACGUGAUGCUUUACAAAAAGGUCUAAUUUUAGAUAUUUCAUUUUUUCAAAAAUUUCUACAAACAAGAAGAUUAUUUAUCAAAGAUAACGCAAGUUUUCAAAAUAUUAAUGAAAUUUGUAGUUAUGGAGAAGGUACAUAUUCACAAUUAAAUUAUUUAACUCAAGGAUUAUUGUUAUCAUCAUCAAUAUCGCCAUCUUCGGUCAAAUUGUUGGAGAGCUCAUCAAGUUUACAAGCAAACAUUACCGAUAUAGCUGCUCAUAUUGGUCAAGCAACUGCAAUAGCAUCUAUGAUUACUGGAUUAAAAUAUUAUGCAACUUCAAAAAAUCAAAUUACAUUACCUAUUGAUUUAAUGACUAAAGAAAACUUAUCACAAGAAUCAAUUUUAAAAUUAUUUUCAGGUAAUAUUCUGGAUGAGGAAGAGAUCAAAGAUAUAAGUGAUAAAUUGAAACAAGUAGUAUAUAAUACUGCAAUAGUAGCUAAUGAUCAUAUGUUAACUGCACAAAAGAAGUUGAAAGAUUUUAAAUCAGAAGUACCUGAUACUAUAGGUAAUACAUCGGAUCAAAUUUUGAAAAAGCAAUCUAAAAAUUGGAAAGGAAAUAUUCCAGAUGCUUUAUUUACUCCAUUAAUGAUAGGUAUACCAACAAGCUUAUAUUUGAAAAAAUUAGAAAAAAAUGAUUUUGACAUAUUGAAUUUGAAUUUUCAACAACCUGAAUGGAGAUUAGCUUGGACUUCAUUUAAAGAUUAUUAUCAGAGAAAAAUUUAG